Didymella exigua CBS 183.55 is the source of this 660-nucleotide messenger RNA. RefSeq lists its product as uncharacterized. NCBI's taxonomy places the organism in Eukaryota, Fungi, Ascomycota, Dothideomycetes, Pleosporales, Didymellaceae. The transcript has 3 exons. The record is from RefSeq and is a predicted model, not a curated record. Gene Ontology annotation, biological process: N-acetylglucosamine metabolic process. Bases 1 to 660 code for a protein of 219 amino acids. Gene Ontology annotation, cellular component: cytoplasm.
AUGCCCAAAGAAGAGUCGUUGCCAUUCUGGAAAGUGAACGUGCCUGAAGAGCAAUGGCCGGCGGAAUGUCCCGAUUUUUUGAAGGACAGUAGCGAAAAAGAUCAGCGCAUUAUUGGCACGCCCGACGAGGACUACAAGUUGUUGACCUGGCCGGAAGUGCGGGAGAUUGUCAGGACCGACCGCAUCGACAAGUUCCACCGCAAACCGUCAGAGCUGCGGCGGUACCGAGCGUUUACGUACCGUUUGGUGAAAGGGUAUGGCAGCAUUAUGAACUUCAUUGUAAACGAGCGGCUGCAGUGGGGCAGCAUGCAGCCGCAGGGUGGGCCGUUUAAAUUUGAUGAGGACAUCAGGAUCCUGUACAACGACUGGCCAUAUGGCAUCGACCCAGACAUUGUGCAUCUCGUGGUGUGGACCAAGUUCGAGCUCGAGGACGACGAGGAGACUGGCCUGUGCACGGCACAGUCACGCAAGGAGAUCGACGACUACGUCCAGAAGACAUUCGCGACAAAGGUCAACGAGCUCGUCUGGUUCAAGAACUGGAAGAGCCUGAAGAGCGUUCACGCAGUCGAGCAUUUCCACGUCAUGCUGUACAGGCCGGACCGCGACUUCCUGAAGGAUAUCACCAACGGCGAUGUCCCCAUGACAGCAAAGUUUGAGUGA